This is a messenger RNA of Labrus bergylta (ballan wrasse), 2638 nucleotides long. Lineage: Eukaryota; Metazoa; Chordata; Actinopteri; Labriformes; Labridae. The record is from RefSeq and is a predicted model, not a curated record.
CUCGAAUAACAUCACUGCUCUUACAGGAAACAGGGGUGGUAAUAUGCUGUUGGUCAGAAUGACACAUUAAAGUAAGAGGAAAAGGAUUUAGGAAGAGAUACCGUCUGAUGAGCACAGCUCCAUCACGAUCUCGGCUGUUGUCUUCAAUCAUCUCUUACCAUCAGUGGAAUGCAUGAAAAAAAACACCUACAAAUGAAAACGUUCAUAUCUUAAAGCUUCAAAGUCAAUAAUCUACAACUGAAUAACAGCAGCAAGAUGACUGGGGAACAUGAAAAUGCUUCUUUUCUCUGUGAAGACCCCGUCUAUUACACAAAUAGAAUCGGUAUCACAGUGGACUGGGUGAUAUUCCUCAUAGGACUUCCUGAAGUCUGCCUGGCCUUCUACGCUCUCCUGUUUCUACUCAAGAAGGACAAAUUUGCUCCGAUCUUCGCGCUGAACCUGCUCCUGUCAGAUCUCCUUCAGAUCGGGAUCACAGUUGUCUUCAUCAUAAGCAGGUUUUUUGAUCCCACCUUCUACCCCUUCCACAGUGCCCGCUGCAUCACACGACACUUUGUCUACUUUGGCCUCACCUCCAGUCUGGGUUUCAUGCUGCUGAUUUCUGCAGAGAGGUAUGUAAUGGUGGCAUGGCCUGUGUGGUACCACACAAAGAACAGAGCAAAGAUAUCCAUCCUGAUCUCAGUUGGCAUGUGGGUCUUUUCACUAGCCUACUGCACUUUGCAGUAUUUCUUAACGAGCGACACCAGAUCCCUCUUGUUGCUGUUCUCCAUCGUCUGCCUGCUGCCUGCUCCAUUUCUUCUGGGUCUCUUCAUCGCCACAUACAAAGCCCUCAACAAGAGCAUGGCCAUGAGACACGGAACAAAGAACAGGAGGAGAGUUUUGGGGGUUCUGGGUCUGGUGUUGGGGACAUACACUGUUUUGUUUUUCCCCUUCAGUUUCAGGAAUCUGUAUUACUCUCUUAAAGGUGACAAUGGCUCGGAUGCAGAGGACUUAGUUAGGGAUUUGUCCAGUGUUGUGACCAGUGCUCUGGUCUUUCUCAGCCCUUUGAUAGACGCUUUACUCUAUAUAUUCAUCAGAAAGGACAUUAGGGACACAGUUGAAGCAUUUCCCUGCCUCAAAAUAGCUCUGAUGAAGAUAAAGGGAUUUCAGGACUCUUCUCGGGCAGAGACGGCUUCAUAAUUGAUUAAGUGAUUGGUUUGUUAAGGGAACUGCUUCUAAGAGGGGUUUUGAAUCACAUUCCAUGUAGUCAUCUGUUUUUCCUCCCAUGUUACGCCCAACUGCUUUGAAUUUCUAAAUGACCUCACAAACUAGACAUGUCAAUUCUUAAGAUCAAGGCCUACCUCUCAGAUUUAAAAGAUAAAGUCAGCAGAAAGAAAUUCUGAGAAAACACAAACUGCUCAUAUAUCCUAUUUCUGCACACGUUUGACGACUCAACAUUUCAGUGUCUCCCUCUAUAUAAUAAGAGGUCAGAGAUUAAUGAAUUUAUUCUGCAUGUAAAACAAAGUGAAGUAAAAUUACAUUCAAUUACAAUUUUUGUCUUAGAGAGACACCUAGUGGCGUAACAGAUGUAUGACAUGAACCAAAGCAAAUGUAGAAACAUGCAUGCCAGUAGAGAUGGUUGUUAGUUGAUAAGAAAAUGUGUCCAAAUAUGGCAAAAGAUAAAUAGCUAAAAUGUACCCAAAGGAACAGAGUGUAUACCAAAGUGCCUGUCCUGCUACAGCAGCCUCAGGAGCGGAUAAAGUGAUUAUCUGCUGAGCUCCUGUCAUGCUGCAUACUCCCGACCUACUGCCCCUGCACAAAAUAAGUGUCACAUAUGGUGUUUCAGCCUCUUACAGUGUACACCAGUAAACAGCAGAGGGGGGAUGAGGGCAGUGAUUUGGUUAAACCCAUUAUAGAGAAUGACAGGCCUUUAAAGUUAUAAAUAUUUCAGCUAAUUGAACAACCAAACGUGAAUGAAUGAUCACUGCUCAAAGGUCUUAUCAUAUUUAAUUCAACCAGUGUUAGAUAUGAUCUGCUGAAAUGAUCAGUUACAGCCUUUAUAGUGCAGUGUUUUUUUAAAUUAUAGAUUUAUUCUUGUUGUUUAGCGAUGUUUCUUGCUAUUGUACAUUCAGCAAGGAUUACUAAAGGAUUAUUUAAAUCUGAAAUAAAUCAGGGGAUUAGAGCUAUUCUUGUUUACUGAUGACCAAACUUCACACAGGUAAUACCUGUCCACAGACUUGCCAAAAUAACGGUUGAACCAAUAGGAUUUAGGAUGGGAAAGAUGCGUUGACCUUUAAGCACAAGAUUCUAACAGACUGAAAGUGGGCCCAACUCUGUUGAUCGAGACUGGUAGAAUAGUAAUUAACAUCAUGACACUGUAAUUGGCCCAGUCGGUCAUGAUCCCCAGAGGAUGAACCUCAGGUAUUAGUUGAUCCUCUGAUUGUAUCCUGCUGUUGAUAUUAGCAUUAGGUUCCAAACAUGUAUCUUUAACUUCAGUCUCACAGGUUAGCUUUACAUUUUUUUAAUGAAAUGGUGAAGUUUUUUUAGUAGGAUAAGUGUCUAUAUGAUUAUUUUUCUGUGCCUGUAUAUGUUAGGCCUAUGAUUAAUACAUUUGUGCAUUAUGUGCUGCUUGUUUUUAAUUAUUAUUUACAUAUUUAUUAAA